AUCAAAAAGUAACGUGCGUGAUAGCAUGACAUUAGAUUUUAAUGAUGUGGCGUUACAUUACGGUUAAUUGGAUUUAUUGUAUUUAGAAAUUGAGGCCUUGCCAUAACCAGAUGACAUUAGGGUUUUGCAGGGAAAGACGUUCUCUUGCUUCUGCGGCGGCUGCAUCUGGUUUCUUGGUCUUCCUCUGUAGGUCAUGCGAGUGGAGGAGAUGGCAGUCGAGGAAGAUGACGAACAUCGAGAAACACGAUCUUGCCGCUGUUGAUGCGCCAGUAACUUGGAUGCGAUUUAGGGUUUCUUUGAUUUGGGAUUUUGUCUCCUCUUUGCAGGUUGACGUUGCUGGUGAGUUGCGCUGCGGCGGUUCGCGCGAAGGAGAUGACAGUGUAAACUGGGCUCGAUGGAAACGCGAAGGCGAUGAUGGAGGUUCGAAGAUGCGAACACGACUUCUCGCAGGAUGCGAACUCGAACUCAAUCGCGAUUGGGUUUUCGCUUGCAGGUACGGCGAAGAAGCAAGCUUCCAUGGUUGUGCGAGAUUGAUGACGGAGGUGCAGCGUCCAUGGAAUUUGGAUGAGAAUGAAGGCAACGACGCUUUGGCGGAGAGGCUUGCGUUUGACGGGAUCUGGCGACGAAGAUGGUUGCGCGUCAUGGUGGCGAUUUCGAUGGAGGGUUAGGGUUGCUGGACAUUGUGCGACUGUGGCUUGCGGUUGCUGGUGUGCGUGAUGCGUUGGAGAAUUGAGGGUCUCCCCCAAGCGUGAUAAAUGACAAUUGCGUAUUGGUGCAACAGACUUCAAUUUCUUACUCAAACACAUCUUUCUAAAACACAGAAUUCAAUUUCUUACUCAGACACAUCAAACAACUCUCAUUUCCAUUAAAUUUCUUACUCAGACACAUCAAACAACUCUCAUUUCCAUUAAAAUGGAAUAAAGGUAGAACAUAAGUACAAAACAUCUUCCACUCUCAUCAUCAUU
Vigna umbellata (rice bean) is the source of this 965-nucleotide messenger RNA. RefSeq lists its product as uncharacterized. The record is from RefSeq and is a predicted model, not a curated record. NCBI's taxonomy places the organism in Eukaryota, Viridiplantae, Streptophyta, Magnoliopsida, Fabales, Fabaceae.